UUGCGACCUGGUUUUCGGCAGUGUGGCGGGCCUUGAAAAAAUUGAAGGAAGAGGAAGAUGAAGGAAGAUGUCUGAAAAUAGAGUCGCGGCGGGAAACGAGAUGCCGGCGAAAAAGCAGAAACUCAGCAGCGAUGAGAAUAGCAAUCCUGACCUUUCAGGCGAUGAAAACGAUGAUGCUGUCAGUAUUGAGAGUGGGACCAACACCGAACGGCCAGAUACCCCCACGAACACACCCAAUGCUCCAGGAAGGAAGAGUUGGGGGAAAGGAAAGUGGAAGUCAAAGAAAUGCAAAUAUUCAUUCAAAUGUGUCAACAGUCUUAAAGAAGAUCAUGGUCAGCCUUUGUUCGGGGUGCAGUUUAACUGGCAUAGUAAAGAAGGAGAUCCGUUAGUGUUUGCCACAGUUGGAAGCAAUAGGGUGACUUUAUAUGAAUGCCAUUCCCAGGGAGAAAUUCGCCUCCUGCAAUCAUAUGUAGAUGCUGAUGCUGAUGAGAACUUUUAUACUUGUGCUUGGACCUUUGAUAGCAGCACAAGUCAUCCUUUGCUUGCAGUUGCAGGGUCACGGGGGAUCAUUCGUGUUAUAAACCACAUUACAAUGCAGUGCAUUAAGCACUAUGUUGGUCAUGGGAAUGCAAUAAAUGAGCUCAAAUUUCACCCUAGAGAUCCAAAUCUUCUACUUUCAGUAAGCAAAGAUCAUGCCCUUAGACUUUGGAAUAUUCAGACUGACACUUUAGUUGCCAUAUUUGGAGGUGUUGAAGGUCACAGAGAUGAAGUCCUCAGUGCUGACUUUGACCUCCUAGGUGAAAAGAUAAUGUCUUGUGGAAUGGACCACUCCCUGAAGUUAUGGAGGAUAAACUCGGAAAGAAUGCAGAAAGCAAUUAAAGGAUCAUAUGAAUAUAACCCUAGUAAAACUAAUAGGCCUUUCAUCUCUCAAAAGAUACAUUUUCCUGAUUUUUCUACCAGAGACAUUCACCGAAAUUAUGUUGAUUGUGUGAGAUGGCUGGGGGACUUAAUACUUUCUAAGUCUUGUGAAAAUGCUAUAGUAUGUUGGAAACCAGGAAAGAUGGAAGACGACAUAGACAGUAUUAAGCCUAAUGAGUCAAAUGUUACCAUCCUUGGUAGAUUUGACUAUAGUCAGUGUGACAUCUGGUAUAUGCGCUUCUCGAUGGAUUUCUGGCAAAAGAUGUUGGCCUUAGGCAAUCAAGUUGGAAAAUUAUAUGUGUGGGACUUGGAAGUGGAAGAUCCUCAUAAAGCAAAGUGUACCACCUUGACCUAUCCAAAAUGCACUUCGGCUAUCCGUCAGACCAGUUUCAGCCGUGACAGCAGCAUCUUGAUAGCUGUAUGUGAUGAUGCCUCAAUUUGGCGCUGGGAUCGUUUACGAUAGUUGAGGAGUAUGAUAUUUCUUGCAGUUUUGAGCUGGCUAAUAGUUCUGUCCUUGCACAGCUUUGUGCCUUUUGUUGACUGUGUUAGAAGCAUCAGAUGUCACCCAGCAUGCAUGGGCUUUUAUUUUACUAUGCUUGUUUCUCACUUUUGGUCCCUUUUUGCUUUUAAUAAAAUUUUAUUUUUUUAAAUUGUGUGUUUUUAAUUUUUUUUUUUUUUUUUUUAAAGUUUGGCAAGAGGUAAUCUCGCUAGAUAAAUAAAGUGGGUUCUGUUGCCGUGUUGUAGUGUCCCUUGCUGGUAAAGGAAAGCAAGUCAACUCUGAAGUGUCCACAAGCGAUCCUGUUUGAUUUGUUUAUACACACACACACACACACACACACAUACAUACAUAUAUAUACUAUUAUGUAUAUUUUUAACUAGGGGAAUGGUUUCUUCAACAAUAAAUUUUAUACUGCCAGUAUUUUAUACCCAUGAAACUGCAAAUGUGUUUAAAAAAAAAAUGAAGUUAAAUUAUUAACCAGGAUCAUUUGUAAUCCAUUGUAGUUUCUUAUUUCAUAUCCCCCAAGUUUAUCACCAGCUUUCUUUUUUCUCUGAAUCUUUAAAUUAUAUGAAAUAUGAUUGAAUGUGAAAAUCCAGCAUAUGGUGCCAUGCUGCUAUUCACUUUUUGAAGCGGUUUAGGAGAAUACAGUGAGUACAUUCAUUGCCUGCUAAACUUGGGCCAGUGUGUAUCUUUUUCUGAAAGAGAGGUUAAUUGUGAUCUCCUUAAUUUUUCCUCUUGGAAAAACUGCCUUAAUUAUGGCACACCAAAACAUUGUUAAUGGCAGUGCAAUGAAGUAUUAACUACCCAUUCUAAGCAGUACAUAAAGUGCAGUUUAUAAUGAUUACUUAAAAAAUUUGAAAGUGUUAAUUUAUUUUCAUUUUUAUAGACACUUCUGGUUUGAUGUAAAUGUUUUUUUUUUUGUAAGUUAUGAUUUGUAAUUUUAUAUCAGUGUAUUGUCAAUAAAAACAAUGACUGCAAAAUGAUUUGAUCCACAUUGCUGAAUAUUUAUAACUUACGUAAAUUAAGCUUUACAAUCUUGCUAUAUAACACAAAAAUGUUUGAGUCAUGUAUGAUAGCUGAUGCCUGAUAGCUGAUUACCGAUGCCUCGUUGAACACUGCAGAUUUCAGUCUGAGAAAGACAUCGCCUUUUAUUUUUUUUUUUUAUUUGUUAAUGGUGGUGCUGAAGCUUUUGGAGUGUGAUAUUAUCCUGACUAAAUUGUGCUCCAUAGCUGAAAUAUGUUUGCUCUGUACAAUAGUGCCUUACACGUUGAUGGAUUAGAUCCUGCCAAGCAGUCAUUGUUCUCGGAGUACUUCCUUAUCUGAAACAUUUGUGGUAUAAUUUAAAUAAAAUAUUUUACAAAUGCAUAGUGGUU
This is a messenger RNA of Erpetoichthys calabaricus (reedfish), 2790 nucleotides long. It is a transcript of the gene eed, whose product is annotated as embryonic ectoderm development. Gene Ontology annotation, molecular function: protein binding; nucleosome binding. The record is from RefSeq and is a predicted model, not a curated record. Gene Ontology annotation, cellular component: ESC/E(Z) complex. Gene Ontology annotation, biological process: negative regulation of transcription by RNA polymerase II. Lineage: Eukaryota; Metazoa; Chordata; Cladistia; Polypteriformes; Polypteridae. The coding region runs from base 68 to 1381 and encodes 437 amino acids. The transcript has 12 exons.